Messenger RNA from Elaeis guineensis (African oil palm), 2492 nucleotides. Its product is annotated as zeaxanthin epoxidase, chloroplastic. Gene Ontology annotation, molecular function: zeaxanthin epoxidase activity; protein binding; FAD binding. Gene Ontology annotation, biological process: abscisic acid biosynthetic process. Lineage: Eukaryota; Viridiplantae; Streptophyta; Magnoliopsida; Arecales; Arecaceae. The record is from RefSeq and is a predicted model, not a curated record. Gene Ontology annotation, cellular component: membrane; chloroplast.
UAAUCCACUACCCCACCACCUCCACCACCCCACCAUCUCCACAAAAAAAUUGCAGCUCUGCUACACCAAGAAAAAAGAUAUUAAGAAAAGGAAAAAAAAAAAGAACUUGGCAAACUGUUAUCUAUGCUCCAUCCCUCUUAGAGUGAUUCAGAGCUUAAUUCUAGAGCUGACCAAUACUAUGUUUCCUCCAUUCUACAUUUGUUCUUCUUGACCAUCGAUAUCAAGUGGCUAUGGCACUCUUGUAUACUGCUCCCCUUCCUUCUCCAAGCCUCGACCAAAAGACUCGCUUCCCAGCUUUCACCCCCAGUUUCCUUUCUCUAGUCUUCUUACCGUCUGCUCUCCAUGGCAAUAUCAAGCAGAGGAGGAGGAGGAGGAGAAGGGUGGUGGGUUUGGCCUCCGAUGGAGCUGGCGGGAGUGUUGAGACGGUACGGCCGAACACGCCAGCUUCUUCUCCGAAGCUCCGCAUCCUGAUUGCUGGCGGUGGGAUCGGGGGGCUGGUGUUUGCGCUGGCGGCGAAGAGGAAGGGAUUCGAUGUGCUGGUGUUGGAGAAGAACAUCAGCGCCAUUAGAGGGGAGGGGCAGUACAGGGGACCGAUUCAGAUUCAGAGCAACGCGUUGGCUGCGCUGGAAGCUAUUGAUCCGCAGGUCGCUGAGGAGGUGUUGGAGGCUGGAUGCAUCACUGGGGACCGGAUAAAUGGUCUUGUGGAUGGAAUAUCUGGAACUUGGUACAUCAAAUUUGAUACAUUUACUCCUGCAGUGGAACGUGGCCUUCCGGUUACAAGAGUUAUUAGCCGCAUGACCUUGCAAGAAAUAUUGGCCCGGGCAGUUGGUACUGAUGUUAUUUUGAAUGACAGUAAUGUUGUUGAUUUUACAGAUGAUGGAGAUAGGGUUACUGUUAUACUUGAGAAUGGACAGCGGUAUGAAGGUGAUCUUUUAGUUGGAGCUGAUGGAAUAUGGUCGAAGGUGCGCAAGAUCCUAUUUGGACCCACAGAACCAACUUAUUCAGGCUACACCUGCUACACUGGUAUUGCAGAUUUUGUGCCUCCGGAUAUCGAUUCUGUUGGGUACCGAGUAUUUCUGGGUCACAAACAAUAUUUUGUCUCUUCAGAUGUGGGUGCUGGAAAAAUGCAAUGGUAUGCAUUUCACAAAGAACCACCUGGUGGCACUGAUGCUCCAAAUGGUAAAAAGGAAAGGUUGCUUAAAAUAUUUGGUGGUUGGUGUGAUAAUGUUAUAGACUUGUUGCUUGCAACUGAUGAGGAUGCGAUUCUUCGUCGUGACAUAUAUGACCGUGUACCUAUUAUGAGCUGGGGAAGGGGUCAUGUGACUUUGCUUGGGGAUUCUGUCCAUGCUAUGCAACCUAAUAUGGGACAAGGUGGCUGCAUGGCUAUUGAGGAUAGUUACCAACUUGCUCUAGAACUUGAGAAAGCAUGGAUUGAAAGUGCUAGAACUGGAGCUCCUAUGGAUAUCACAUCUCCGCUAAAGCGUUAUGAGAAGGAAAGAAGACUUCGUGUUGCUAUUAUAUAUGGAAUGGCUAGAAUGGCUGCAAUAAUGGCUUCCACUUACAGGCCAUAUCUUGGUGUAGGACUGGGGCCCUUGUCGUUUUUGACCAAGUUCCGGAUACCACAUCCUGGAAAAGUUGGUGGAAGAUUUUUUAUCAAGCUUGCUAUGCCAUCAAUGCUGAGCUGGGUUCUUGGUGGCAACAGCUCAAAACUUGAAGGGAGGUCAUUAAGCUGCCGACUCUCUGACAAGGCAAGUGACCAGUUAAAACGGUGGUUUAAUGAUGAUGAUGCAAUGGAGCGUGCUCUUACUGGCGAAUGGUAUCUCUUUCCAACUAGCGGUUCCUUACAACCCAUUCAUUUGAUCAAAGAUGAGCAAAUACCAAUUAUUAUCGGAAAUCAGUCUCAUGCUGAUAUACCAGGUGUGUCAGUAGUCAUACCUUCACCACAGGUAGCAGAUAUUCAUGCUCGUAUAAGUUGCAAGGAUAAUGCCUUCUUCUUGACUGAUAUGCAGAGCCAAUAUGGUACCUGGAUCACUGACAAGGAAGGGAGGCGGUAUCGAGUGCCUCCCAACUUUUCUGUUCGUUUCCACCCAUCUGAUGUAAUUGAAUUUGGUUCUGAUAAGAAGGCUAUGUUUCGUGUGAAGGUUCUAAAGACACUUCCAGAAACCUUGACGGGUGAAGGGCGACAAAUCUUGCAGGCAGCUUGAGUGCUGAUAAAGACUGUUAUGCACAGUAAUUAUACAGCAUUCAGCCACACACAACAAUAUAUUGUAGUUUAGCUGUCGGCUUCCGCUCCAGUCUACAACUUAAUUGAUUCAUCAUUUUUAUCUUCUUCUUCCAGUGACAUCCUUUUUGGUUGCUUCCUCAUGUGAUGUUUUGAUGAAACUAUAACCAAAGUAUAUUGGGGUCACCCUUUCUUGUAUAUGAUACAUUUCUCAUUGAAUUAGAACAUUUUUAAUGGAUAGAAGAAGUGAGGUUACAAUAUGAGUUAUUUC